Alligator mississippiensis (American alligator) is the source of this 2041-nucleotide messenger RNA. It is a transcript of the gene ABT1, whose product is annotated as activator of basal transcription 1. Gene Ontology annotation, biological process: endonucleolytic cleavage in ITS1 to separate SSU-rRNA from 5.8S rRNA and LSU-rRNA from tricistronic rRNA transcript (SSU-rRNA, 5.8S rRNA, LSU-rRNA); endonucleolytic cleavage to generate mature 5'-end of SSU-rRNA from (SSU-rRNA, 5.8S rRNA, LSU-rRNA); endonucleolytic cleavage in 5'-ETS of tricistronic rRNA transcript (SSU-rRNA, 5.8S rRNA, LSU-rRNA). Bases 178 to 1020 code for a protein of 280 amino acids. Gene Ontology annotation, cellular component: nucleolus. The transcript has 5 exons. The record is from RefSeq and is a predicted model, not a curated record. Lineage: Eukaryota; Metazoa; Chordata; Crocodylia; Alligatoridae. Gene Ontology annotation, molecular function: RNA binding.
CUUGCAGCUGAAGUCGUCCUCCCAGAACUCGGCAAACCAGAUGUUGCGGCGGUUGUUCUCCAGGGAGCGGGAAGUGAAACUCUCUCAAGGUUCUCCACAUCCAACUUGAAGUGUGGCACCCAGAACUGGAAGCAGUACUCCAGCUGCAGCCUCACCAAUGCCGAGUACAGUGGGAGAAUGACUUCCUUAGUUUUGCUUGAGAUGCAUCGGUUGAUGCAGCCCCUUGGAAUGCAGAAGAAGCCGUGGGGCAGAGUGAAGGAAGAGGAGGAGGAGGUGAUGGAUGCUGAAGAGCCAGGGGGCAGAGUAAAUGCUGAUGAGGAGGAGGAGGUGACAGGUGCCACUGAAGAGCUGGGGGGCAGUGCAAGGGGUACCCUGGCCGAGGAGGAGCCAGCUGAGGCCGAAGGCCCAAGAGAGGUGACUCUCCCACAGAAGAAGGUGGUCCCCGGCAUCAUCUACCUGGGCCACAUCCCUCCCCGCUUCCGCCCCCGGCAUGUCCGCACCUUGCUGGGUGCCUACGGUGAGGUUGGCCGUGUCUUCCUGCAGCCUGAGAAGCGUUUUGUGUGGCAGAGGAAGAAGAAUGUCGCAGGAACACGGGCCAAGAACUACACGGAGGGCUGGGUGGAGUUCCGGGACAAGCGGGUGGCCAAGCUCGUGGCCUCCAGUCUCCACAACACGCCUAUGGGCACCCGGAAACGAAGCCGCUUCCAUGCUGACCUCUGGAACAUCAAGUACCUGCACCGCUUCCGCUGGCCCCACCUCAGCGAACACCUGGCCUGGGAGCACCAGGCUCAGGCCCAGCGCCUACGGGCUGAGAUUGCUCAGGCCAAGAGGGAAACCGGCUUCUACCUGCGCAGUGUGGAGAAGGCCCAGCGCCCUGCCCCAACUCCGGGCUCUGGCCCCAGCCCUGCUUCUUCCUGGGGCUACUGCCAGCGCCCCACUGAGCCUGAAAUCCAGCAGCACCGUGGCCCCACACCUAUCCCUGCCCUCCUCCAUAGCAUUUUUGGGACCAAGGAUGAGUAGGCCUUCCUGAUACAGCAUUCUGUGCAGCUGUUCCACCCGAGAGCUGGCUGCAUCCUGGAGUCUGGAGAGUUUUCCCAGAGCUGUGUAAUAUGCAACUGUUUUUAGCUGUUCCACCCCAGAACUGGCUGCAUUGUGGAGAUUAGGGAGAUUUCUCUGCAUGGUGGUACAUGCAGUCAUUCCACCCCAGAGCUGGCUGCAUCCUGUGGCCUGGGGAGAUUUUCUUGGGGAAUGUUAUAUGCAGCUGUUCCAUCCCAGAGCAGACUGCAUUGUGGGGACUAGUAAGAAUUCCCUGUGUGCUGUUAUAAGCUGCUGUUCCACCCCAGAGCUGGCUGCAUUCUCACACUCGGCAAGACUUCAGCAUGUGCUAUUACGUGAAGCCAUCUCCAGGCUGUUCCACCCCAGAGUUGUCUGCACUGCUGUGGCAAAAAAGUCUUCCUUGGGUGGUGUUAUAUGCUAUUGUUUCUGCAUGUCCCACCCCAGAGGUAGCUGCAUUAUGAGGACUGGUGUGAGACUUCCCUGUGUGCUGUUACAUGCAAUCAUUUCCAGGCUGUUCAAUACCAGAGUUGGCAUCUCAGCUAUCCCUCUCCAGUGUUAUACCUGCCUGUUGUCCAGCUGCCCCACCUGAGCUGGAUACAUCUGGGUGCCAGGCAAGCCUCUCUUGGGCUCUGUGUUUUUCCAGGCUCCUUAAGGACUUGGCUACAAGGUUGGAGAUAUGGAGGUAAUAAACCCAGACUACCCUCCUCCCCCAUUCCUUGCCCCUGUCCAGGCUUCAAGGACAUAUCCAAGGGGUGGGUGAGGUAGAUGCAAGCAAAAACCUUGGGGCGCUUAACCUUGGGCUGCAGGUUGGGAGUUAGGGGCACUGUGGGUGAAGGGGAGAGCUGUGGGCUGGGAGUGAGGAGGCCCUGGAAAGUGCCUUAAUAUUCCUUCUGGAAGAUUUGCCAAAAUGGGGGAAAUACUGGGGCUGUUUCUGUUUAACAAAAUGUCUGGUUUUGGGGUGAAAAUAGACUCUUUCAGUCAACAA